AUGUCAGAAGACAACCUGGCGAAGCAAUCGCCCAGAGGUCGGGAAAGAGACAGUUACUUCAGUCAGACACCCAAUUCUAACCAGCCUGUUGCCCCCAGCGGAGUGCAAGGCUCUGGGUCAAAUAUGUCAUCCCCCAUCAUGAGGGCAAAGUCCAGUUCUAAGUUGAGAAAAGGCAAGCCCAAACCUCCCCAUUUGAAGAGGACAAUGUCCAAGACCGGGAGCGAUAUGGGUAGGGAUGGGGAUCCCAAUGCUGCUGCUAACCAUUACAAGCUUGUGUACUCGGUAGACGAUGACCUCAAUGACGAUAUAGUGGAGGAGGUGGAUGACGAGCCAGCCAAUUUCACGGCUGGGAAUGCCAGAGCUGGUCUUCCCAAGGCAGACAGAGACUACAUAGAGGGAUAUCAGGACGCAUUGAGGUCGCUACAGCAAAGGAGGGGCAGGUCCGUGACCAGCCAAGAGCACCGCAACCCCCAAUUCCAAGAGGAGCAGUUAGCACAACAGGUGGCUGCAUUAUCCAGCGGAUCGAGAAGUAAGCAGGUGACUACUCCUGGCGCUGCAAGGAGUGACGUCGCUAAGGUACCGUCGGGGCCAGUGGAUCAAGAUUUAGACUUCGGCAUACUGAAUGAAGCGACUGAAGACCCUAGAAGGAAAAGAAGCGUUACUACCAUAGAUGAGAAUAGCAUCUUGCUAGACGAUGAUGGCACAACUGGUCCAGCAGACAGGACCGAAGUCUUUUCUGAUGACAAUGGCGGCGAUGACAAGUCCAUAAACUCAACCUCUUCGUCGGAUACCCUUGAGUCCCUCAAUCUUAGAGAGCGUCAGGACGCGAUUAACUCAACGCAUCCCUUUGGUAUUAAGAUCUGGAAACCAUCGUUAUAUAAAAAGAAGCGUUCUGUGGCCACCAGGGCUGAGGAAGAUAUCCAUGACUACGAUCUUCGUGAACCCACCUACAGAAUCUUUUGGGGGGUGUUGCUUUGUAAUUUUGUGUGGUCACUUACCUUUGGAGUCUUACUUUAUUUGGUCUGCUUGGUUGGAUGUGGUUUGGUGUUUUUGUUCUCAGGGUUCGGUUUCCAUAGAUCUCUGAGACGUUAUGUGAAACUAUUGUACGCAGUGGCAAAGUACUGGCUCUCUCCAUUUGGAAUAUUUGUCUUGUUGAACAAGGACAAGAAUUAUAUGGAAGAAGAUGAAUUGGAUGGAAGAUCGUUAGUUGAAUUUCAAAGAUGGAGAGAACAAGAAGAAGGAAGGUUAUUUUUCGCUCCACCAAGAAGGUAUACUACUAAUGUAGAAUCAAGGCCCUUGUUAAAAGACCAUAAGGGAAGGCCAAUGAGCGAGAUCUACUCCAACCUAGACAGGCCUGUAACUGAACUCUUGAAUGAAAGCAUUGCAGGUGGUAGCAGUAACAACAAUAACAGCAAUAGUGAUGCAGCAGACACCUCAGCCAUAGAUGAUGAUAUACAAGAAGAUGAAGAAGAAACUGAAAUUAAUGACAUUAAGAAGCGUUUCUUUGGAAGAGGAAGCUGGUCAUCAGGUAGAUUCAUGUUUUACGUAUUUUUCUAUGUUAUCUUGCAACCAAUAUUGUUCAUUUUAUCACUUUUCUGUUGGUUAUUUGUCUUUACCAUCCCCAUGGCGAAAAUCACCGACACUAUAUGUGACCACUUGAGGAGACACCCCUUGGCACUUCAUUUCGAACCAGAAAAGGAAUACUACGCUUCUCAAGGGAAUGAAGGGUUCCAGAAGAAGAGGAAACAUCAACUGAUAAUCAUGUGUACUUACCGUUGUUGUGGAUUCCACUACUAUAAAUACACCAUUGAUGGAACAAAUAUUUUCUUCAUCAACUUACUUUUCACUGUUGCCUUCGUUAUCUUUGAUUUUUAUUUCUUAAGAGAAACAUUGGAGUUGGAGGCGUGGUACACCGACCCUACUUUCAUUUUUUGUGCCUGUUUAUUUAGUGUGAUUCCCUUGGCAUAUUUUAUUGGACAGGCUGUUGCUUCGAUUUCGGCUCAAUCUUCAAUGGGUGUUGGUGCAGUGAUAAAUGCAUUUUUCUCUACAGUUGUGGAAAUUUUCUUAUAUUGUGUUGCCUUGAACCAAUCAAAGGGGAAGUUGGUAGAAGGAUCGCUAAUUGGCUCAAUUUUAGGUGGGGUCUUGUUAUUACCAGGAUUAUCUAUGUGUGGAGGUGCUUGGAAAAGAAAGACACAAAGAUACAAUCCAAGAUCUGCUGGUGUAUCUUCGACUAUGUUGUUAUUCGCUAUGGUAAUAAUGUUUGCUCCUUCAAUGUUUUAUCAAAUUUAUGGAUCGUAUGAAAUUAAGUGUUACAAAUGUUCUGUGGAAAUGUUUGCGCCCCAAACUCCAUUUGUUAGCAAACCUGACAUAGGUAUUCCCAAUGACUGUACUAAGUGUAGAUUCAUUCAACCAGUUCUUAAAUUGGAUUCACUUUACAGCCAAAUUAUCAAACCGUUUUCAGUCAUUGUUGCAUUUGCGUUAUUUAUUGCCUACGUAUGUGGAUUAUACUUUACUUUGAGAACUCAUGCAAGUUUAAUUUGGGCAACAAAUUCCCAUGAAGUAGCAGCUAAUCCAAAAAGGGAAGAAUUCCAAUACAGUGCAAGAUCCCCAAGUGUUCUUAGUUUGGAUUUACCAAAGGGAAGCAAAGUAGGAGUCAUUGAUGCCAAUUCUAAAGUCUACCAAUUGCCCUCUCCUUCAGCUGAUGUAGCUAAGCAAAGACUUCCUAAAGUUCAAUCCAAUGCAAAACUGCAAUUCAGUCAACUUGCAAGCCCUGUCAAUGGUCCUCCUUCAUCUAAUGUUGUUCCAGGAACACCGGGUGCUUCACAUGUUCCACCUGCAGGCACUCCCAGUGUUAGUACUCAUGGUAGACCAAGCAAAAAGGCCAGUAUUCUUCUUGGAAAAGAGGAAUUGGGAGAUGAUGAAGAAGGUGGAGGUCAUGAUGCUCCUAAUUGGUCCAAGAAGAAGUCCACUGUGAUUUUACUUGGAGCAACCCUUGCUUAUGCCAUUAUAGCCGAAAUAUUGGUCGAUUGUGUGGAUGCAGUUUUAGUUAACUUUCCUAUUAAUCCAAAAUUUCUUGGAUUGACUGUUUUCGCUUUAGUACCUAAUACCACUGAAUUUUUAAACGCUAUUUCAUUUGCAGUAAGUGGAAACGUUGCAUUGUCUAUGGAAAUUGGUAGCGCUUAUGCAUUACAAGUUGUUUUGAUUCAAAUACCCUCAUUAGUCAUCUACACUAUUUAUAAGAACUUCGACGAUGUUAACAAGCUCUUCCCAUUAGUAUUCCCUAGAUGGGAUAUUAUUGCGACUUUGAUGUCCAUAUUCUUGUUCACUUACAUUUACGCAGAAGGGAAGUCUAACUAUUUCAAGGGAGUGAUUUUAAUCCUAAUCUAUGUUGUCAUAAUGAUCGGGUUCUGGUUUAAUGAUCAGAUAGAAGCUUUGGAAUCGUUUGGAUCCGUCAAUGCAAUGGCCCUUCAACAUCUGAUAUCUUAUCAGGGCCUUGGUGGAAUUUUUUAG
This is a messenger RNA of Dujonia railenensis, 3510 nucleotides long. Lineage: Eukaryota; Fungi; Ascomycota; Pichiomycetes; Serinales; Debaryomycetaceae. The record is from the annotation of a GenBank genome assembly.